Messenger RNA from Diachasmimorpha longicaudata, 3557 nucleotides. RefSeq lists its product as uncharacterized. The coding region runs from base 377 to 2995 and encodes 872 amino acids. The transcript is spliced from 7 exons. Gene Ontology annotation, cellular component: dendrite; membrane; neuronal cell body. Gene Ontology annotation, biological process: male courtship behavior; sensory perception of taste; chemosensory behavior. NCBI's taxonomy places the organism in Eukaryota, Metazoa, Arthropoda, Insecta, Hymenoptera, Braconidae. The record is from RefSeq and is a predicted model, not a curated record.
ACGCGGGCUGCCAGGAAUACGUUUUGUCGGAGAAACUCUCCGCGGGAAAUUCCAAUUUUUGCAAAUUUCCCAAUAUUUUUUCACUCAUUAUUUUCUAUUCAAGUGAAUUAAUUAUCAUUAACGAUUGGAUGUUAGAUUCUCCACAAUUGCACGCAAAUGACAUAUUCAUCAUUGUGAUGGGGGCAAUUUCAAUGGACUCCUUACAGUGUUAUCAUCUCCAUCCUUGCUCAAUCAUUUCCGAUAUGAUCAACGCUUAGUGCCAAACACAAACAUCAAUACCCCAUUUCCCUCACAAAGUUUAUUACAACAGUCCCCUGACCAUGAAAAUCUAUACUGGCACGAGGAUACUCCAGUGCUUGCCAAACGCACGAGCAUAAUGCAUCCACCUCAGCGACUGACCAGUUUAUUCACCCUAAUAUUGUAUAUUUUUUUCAAAAUCCUGGGCCUCGCACCAUUUACGGUGCAUAUCAAUGCCAUAAAAAAAUCCCCUAUUAUCAGCUUCUCUCGUCUCGGAACUUUCUACAACAUCAUUCUAAUAGUGAUAGUGAUACUCCUGAGCCCAAGCUCAAUGGUGGCAAUAGAUAGGAUUGAGUACGAGGGAAAGACGUCGACAACUCGGGGGAUCGCCCUGGCAAAGGCUGUAAUAGGAUUGGCAGUAUUGGUGAUAGUGUGGCUCUAUAUUAUUUUCAAUCAGAAAAGCACCGCCAGAAUAGCUUACAUAUGGCAGCAGAUGGACGAGACCAUGAGAACCCUAGCUCACAUGAAGUAUCGCAGUCUGAGUAGGAUUCAGGUACCCGUCUACUUUGCCUUGAAUGUCUUCAUCUGGAUAAAUAUAAUCUGGACCGAUCUGAUGGAGUUUGAGAAGUGGUUUAAAGCGACUUUCGUCGCCAUCAUCAUUCCCAGUUUCGUAUUCACUUGGCUAAUGCUCGAGUACACAUUUAUUCUAAUUCUUUUAAGGGAUAGGUUUAGAGCUCUCAAUGAGAAACUCAAUCGCAUCUCCUCGGUGGCUUUUGUUGUGCCCUAUUAUUGUGAUUCAGCGGAAUGGAGCCUUGAUGGUAUCAUCAGCAAAGAUUUACUCAUCAUCAAAAUGUCUCAUGAAAUUCUGUAUGAGCUUGUUUGUAAUAUUUCGAAUUUGUACUCAUUUCCCAUUCUUCUUGUAAUUUCGGUGCUGAGCGGGAUGGUUAUUUAUUCAUCGUAUUAUUUCUUUAUGAUGCUGAUGCUGACUGAUAAUGUCAAGCUACUCAUUAUAUUCAACUCUGUGUGCUAUAUCUCGAUGGAGAUGUUUCCUAUCAUCGCUCUUUCGUUUGGAGUUACUAAAAUUAUCAAUGAGAUAAAGCUCACGCCGGUGGCGAUCCACAAACUCCUGACACGAUCUUUUGUCAAAUCAAAGGUGAAAUCUCAGCUGAAAUUAUUUUCACUGGAAUUACUGCACAGAAACAUAUCAUUCACUGGUGGAAAUAUCUUUUCUCUCGAUGGAACACUUCUUCACUCUAUACUCAACACAACGGCAACGUACCUAGUCAUCUUGUAUCAAUUUGCACAAUCGGAUAAAACUAUUUCAUCCACCAAUUGUCGAAUAACUAACAAAACUUCCAGCAAGAGUUUCUAUAAUCUAAGCGAUUCUCUUGCUGAUAUAACUCAUGUAAAUGAUGAAUUAAUGAUAAACCAUCGGAGUCAUAGGGUUCUUUUCGGGCUGUCAGUUCAAAAAAUGAUCUAUCUAUUUUUUAAAGUAAUCGGCCUACUGCCCUUUACCGUAAAGCUGCAAAGCGAGCAUUCCAAAAAAAUGGAAAUUUCAUUUCUCGGACUAGUAUAUAAUGGAAUUUUGAUAAUUGUCACCCUAGUUCUGAGUGUCCCAGCAGUUGGCUCUUUCUACAACGCAACAUUUGAUUAUAACGCUGGUCUAGCGAGGCUAGUCGGCAUGACAAGAGCAAUAGCGGGAACUAUCGUUGCUCUUAUCAUCUGGUUGGUAGUUUGUCUGAAACAAGAGAAGGCUGUCGAAAUAGCCAAUCGAAUAUUUACAGUUGACAAGAUGCUUGUGACAUUGAAACACAUUUGUCCACAAAAAUUUGGACACUUCAAAGUUACUGCUAUUAUUUCAGUGAACUUUUUCAUAUUUGUCAUCAUCUUUUGGCUGGACUUCUGGCUCUUCGAAACCCUCAUUAAAUCAAUUUUCAUGAUAACAAUUGUACCCAAUAUGAUAUUCAGCUGGUUUCUCAUCCAAUACUCGCUCAUUCUUAUAUCAAUUGAGAUUAAAUUUAAAACUGUCAAUCGAGGAAUCAUGCGUCUCUCUGGCAGCAACUACAAUCUCAUUGAGAUUAACAGCUCUAGUGCUAUGAAAGAUCUGCAUGACAUGAUUACUGUUCAUGGGAUACUCUGUGAUAUAUGUGCUGAUCUUACUGAUUUCUACUCAUUUCCGGCUCUCUUGCUAAUUACGGUUUCCUGCGGAGGUAUUCUCACGACAUCUUAUUAUUUCAUUGCUCCGCUCUUGGCCAAUGAUAUUUUAAUUUGGAGGAGCAUCGAUAGGCUUGCUUAUUUCGCUAUGGAGGCUUUUCCAAUUGUUAUGUUAUCAAUCAAUGUCACGAGAAUUAAUCACGAGAUGAAGUUUACAACAGUAAUCGUUCACAAGCUUCUCUCACAAUUUCUGCCCGACCGUCAAUUUAAAUACGAGUUGGAGACAUUCUCAUUGCGAUUACUUCACCAACGAUUCGAGUUCACCUGCUGCGGUAUAUUUUCACUGGACUGCACGCUUCUCCAUUCGGUAAGUUCUCCUACAAAAAAUUUAAGGCCCACAUUGGAGUUAGAAAAUUUCAUUUUUCAGAUUGCUAACAUGACUGCAACCUAUCUCGUAAUUAUCAUUCAGUUCGACGGUUACAAGAAAACGUCGGAAGGUCACGUGACCUUCAAUUGUAGUAGUCCUUGUACUAUUCUUGAUGAAAUAUGUACUUUGAGAAAUUGUUCAAGUUCACAGUAUACCCAGUCAAUCGGUUAUGAGUAAAGAUUUACAGGUGAUUUGUAAUGCUUAGGGAAAUUUGAUGAUUGCUUUUAAAAUAAAAUCAAACUGAAGAAUAUUGAUGAUUUUCUUGGAUAAAUAAUAACAUCUUUAAACAUUUUUCGAGUGGAAAAUUGUUCGACAAGGAACAAUAAUUCUACUGUAGAACUGUAAUUAACAAAUGAAAUCUCACAACACAAUUAUUACCGCGGGAUAUUGAGUGAAUUUUUUUAUGAAGCAAUUGUCUGUAUUAAAAAAUUUCAGUGAAUAAAACCAUUGUAUUAUUAUUCUUCAACUUUCCAUUAACUUCCUUAUUAAAAUAUAAUGGAAAAUUAUUUUCUGUCCCAACACAGCACACACUCAAUUUGAAUUUACAAAAGUCAAAGAUACGUUGUGAAAAUCGACUAAAAAAUACACCACAUAUAAACGAUGUAAACGAUGAAUUAUUUAAAAUUUACAUGAAAAUGGGUCAUUCUGUCUCCACAAGCCCUAGAUGUAUAUCAGCUUUUGAUGAGUUAUCUUUAUCACAUGCCUCUUCCCACGUUUAUCGAUGAUUCCGCGCACUUAA